Molecule: messenger RNA, 1683 nt
Organism: Aplosporella prunicola CBS 121167
Lineage: Eukaryota; Fungi; Ascomycota; Dothideomycetes; Botryosphaeriales; Aplosporellaceae
Exons: 7
Coding region: 1-1683 (560 amino acids)
Biological process (GO): amino acid transmembrane transport
Cellular component (GO): membrane
Molecular function (GO): amino acid transmembrane transporter activity
Source: RefSeq, a predicted model, not a curated record
AUGCAUCAACCGAGCGAGACACCGCUGGCUGGCUCUGUACCUUCCGCACACUUGAAGGACCCGGAGAAGGGCCUUUCCAAGCCCCUCAGCCGUACCAACACCGCUGCUUCCGUAACCGAAGGAACCGUUGCCAAUGAAGGAUAUGGAGAGUACAAAGCCGUGUUCCAGACGGGUGCAACUCAAGUUAUCUCUCUGGGAAGUAACAUGGGAAGCGGUCUGUUCGUGGCAACAGGCAAAGCUCUAUUCAUCGCUGGACCGGGUGCCAUGAUCUUCGGAUACGGCUUCGUGACGAUACUGGUCUUCUGCGUGCUUCAAACGCUGGCCGAAAUGACCAUUGCUUUUCCGGUGUCUGGAAACCUCAUCGACUACGCCGAUAGAUGGGUAGACCCUGCUCUGGGAUUUUCUGCUGGCUUUGCUCUGUGGCUUGGCUGGGUUGCUGUGGUCGGUUCCGAGGCAACAGUGUCUGUCAUCCUGAUCAACUUCUGGGCCGAUGGAGCCGUUCAUCAGGCAGUGUGGUUAUCGCUGUUCCUUGUCUUCGUCUUCACGUUGUUUUGCCUUCCAAGUCAAUACUUCGCCUGGUUCGAGUACGUGACGUCGUUGAUCAAAAUCGUCGUCUUCCUCAUCUUCAUCGUCACAUCGAUUGCCAUCGUCUGCGGUGCUGGCCCGACCGGAAAAGUUCAUCAUGGAGAGACAUGGAUAGAACACCCUACGUUCAAGGGCGGGUUUUCGGGCGUUGGCAACGCGAUGAUGCUCGCCGUUUGGGCCUGUGGCGACCAGAUCUUCAUCGGCAUGAUGGGCGCAGAAGCAGUUUUCCCGCGCAUGGCCAUGGGCAGGGCCGCCCGAAUGGUCACCGGCCGUGUCAUUGGCGUGUACAUGAGUGCAUUGGCCUUGAUUUCGGUGCUGGUUCCUUCCGAUGACUCGAGGCUCUUUGGCGGCAGCGGCGCCGCUGCUUCUCCUUUUGUCAUUGCGGUUGAAAAUGCCGGCAUCAAGGGACUGCCUCACUUGCUCAACGCAGUCAUCCUCAUCGCGGCUGUGAGCAUGGCGUGCGAAAGCAUCUUCAUCGGCUCUAGAGCGCUUCGAGCGUUGGCUCUGCAGGGGCUUGUGUCGACGCAUUUGGCCAAUGUGGACACCAGUGGCCGUCCCAGAGCAUCACUGGCCAUUACUGCGAUGGUGUCGGUUGCUUUCACUUACAUCAAUCUUAGCAGCACUGGUGCGGUUAUUUUCGGAUGGUUCGUCUCGAUUACCUCUUCCUCUUUCUUCUGCAUGUGGAUUAUCCUGGCAAUCACAUCUUGGAGGUUCCGCAAAGCCCUCAAGGUGCAAAACGAUCCGUUGUUUGAUCGUGUGUAUGCAUGGAAGUGUACUGCGUGGCCAUUUACUCCUCUGUGGCUGUUCCUUGGUUGCAUGGUGCUGGUAGUCGCUUGCAUUUACAUCGGCAUCUAUCCAAACGGUUCUUCCGAUGAAGUUUCCGUCACAAGCUUCUUUCAGAGCAUGAUCGGUUUGAUCCUGAUUAUUGCGAGCUAUAUUGGCUAUAAGCUCAUCUUCAGAACGAGAUACCGCAAUUCUGCUUCCAUGGACUUGAUUACCGGUCGGAGAGAUCUUAGCGCAGAUGAGAUAACCCAGCUGGACAAGUAUUACUCAAAGCCCUUGUGGCGACGGUUCCUAACAUACCUACAACUGUGGUAG